UCGAACAACCUGCGCUUUUUCUUAUGUGUGCGUAUUUUCCUUGUAAUAUUCACGAUUUAUCAGUUUAUCAGUGCUCAAUUUCAUUGAUAAUUUAAUAAUAACAAUAUAAAAUAAUCUAAUUGUGGGCACAAAAGUUAAAGACGAAGAAUAUGAUCAAGUGACACACCGAGACAAGACUUGAACUCGAGAAAUUAUUAAUUGAAAUUACGUGGAGAGCAGCAAAUUCAGCAGCAUCAACGAGUUUUGUUUGUUUUUGUAUUUGGAUUUUAUUCGUUUUUUGGUUCCUUUGAGACAUUCGACGGGGAAAAAUCGCGUUUUUAGACAUUUUUGGAUCACGAUAGACGCAAAACAGCAAGAUGGGACAAACACUUGGCGAGCCAAUUACCACAAAAGAGUCAGCUUAUUGCCAGAAUGAUAGUUAUCGUGUCGGAUCGAGUUGUAUGCAGGGAUGGCGUGUUAAUAUGGAGGACUCACAUACUCAUAUUUUAUCGCUGCCCGACGAUCCGGAAGCUGCCUUCUUCGGGUGUUUUGACGGGCAUGGAGGGGCGAGUGUCGCACAGUAUGCGGGUAAAAACCUGCACAAAUUCAUUCUGAAGCAGCCCGAGUACCCGGAUAACAUCGAGGAAGCCCUGAAAAAAGGUUAUCUCGCCAUCGACGAGGCAAUGUUGCAAGAAGAGUCGCUGAAGGACGUCAUGGCAGGCAGUACCGCCGUUUCCGUGCUCAUAAAGGACAAUCAAUUGUAUUGCGCGAAUGCGGGAGACUCGCGUGCCAUCGCCUCGAUAAAUGGCAAACUCGAGGUGCUGAGUCACGAUCACAAGCCAAAUAACGAGGAAGAGUCGCGACGAAUUUGCGAAGGCGGCGGCUGGGUCGAGUUCAAUCGCGUGAACGGGAAUCUCGCAUUGUCGCGGGCCUUGGGUGACUUUACGUUCAAACGGAAUGCUGAUAAGACGCCGCAAGAACAGAUAGUGACAGCAUAUCCUGACGUCGAAAGGCGAGAAAUCACGGAAGAUUGGGAGUUUUUAGUGCUGGCAUGCGACGGCAUUUGGGAUGUUAUGUCGAAUGAGGAAGUGCUGACUUUCGUGCAGAGCCAAAUUCAGCUGGGGAACUAUCCGGAGGAGAUUUGCGAGAAUCUCAUGACAAAGUGUCUUGCGCCUGAUUGUCAAAUGGGUGGCCUUGGAGGAGAUAAUAUGACCGUGAUUUUAGUUUGUUUCCUUCACAACAAACCAUACGAGAACCUGAUCAAAAAAAUCGAAGCUCGAGAAGCCGAAGUGCCGCCAGCAGUUAUUGAGAACAAUGACGAACCAGAACCGGAUUUGUGCUAAAAUCUCCAAAAAAUUUUUUUUUUUAUUAUUUUACAUUUUGUCUCAUAACCACCCAAUCAAACAAUCAUUUAACUUGUAAUACGAAAGAAAAAAUCGCGUCGUCAAAAAAAUAUGCUCAGUCAUCAUUAAAAAAUUUUGCAUUUUGGACAAAAAAAUUUAACAAAUUCGUACGGUUCUGUGUCGUCGUCAUCAACACACCAAAAAAAAAUUGCUAAUUUCUUUUAUCAACAAACGUAAAAAAACUUACUAAAAAAUGAAAUCAAUGUUAAUAAAAAAAUAAAAAAUAGCGAGAAAUGAAGUUACAUAAUAAAUAAUAAAUAAAAAAAAUAUGACAAAGGUCUAAGAUAUUACGAGCAAUAAAAAAUAGUCUAAAAUUUGAAAACUUUUGGACGUUCAUAUAUUUUGAUAAACACAUAUGUACAUUAAAUGUAAUAAGAAAAAGAUCAUAUUCGAGCAGGUCACAAAAAUUUUUUCUACACCAUGCAUUAAAUAUUAAUAGAAAAUAAUUUAACAUGAAAGGUUAAGGAAAAAAUGUUAUUGUUGCAUAAUUAGAAGGGAAUUCACACAAAAACACACAAACAUGUAAGAAAAAUAAUUAAUUAUUAUUAAAAUAGUAACAAGAUAUAUGAUACAGAAAAAUACAUGUUAAUUGUCUAUUUGAUUGCCUUUGAACGAAAAAUCUUUCGUCCGUUAAAGUUUUGUAAAAAAAAAAUUUUUUAUUAUUUUAUUCGAUCUAAAAAUUUAUGUAACAAACCUGUCUUUCAAUUUAUCCAAAUUAAUAAUGUUUAACAUAAAUUUUCUUUUUUUUUCUAAAUUGUACUUAUUUUUAAUAAUUUUCUAUCAAUAAUAUUUAAUUAAUGUUCAAAAAUUGCC
Culicoides brevitarsis is the source of this 2195-nucleotide messenger RNA. Its product is annotated as probable protein phosphatase 2C T23F11.1. The record is from RefSeq and is a predicted model, not a curated record. Gene Ontology annotation, biological process: protein dephosphorylation. Gene Ontology annotation, molecular function: protein serine/threonine phosphatase activity. NCBI's taxonomy places the organism in Eukaryota, Metazoa, Arthropoda, Insecta, Diptera, Ceratopogonidae. The transcript has 5 exons. Bases 357 to 1322 code for a protein of 321 amino acids.